This is a messenger RNA of Ostreobium quekettii, 465 nucleotides long. Lineage: Eukaryota; Viridiplantae; Chlorophyta; Ulvophyceae; Bryopsidales; Ostreobiaceae. The record is from the annotation of a GenBank genome assembly.
AUGUUUCAUCGUCACCUCACAGAUGCAUGGGACCCACGCUUUUUCUCUUGGUUCAGAAGCGGUGGUAGUUGUGCUGGGGGUUGGGGUUAUGUUGUGCUGGGGUGCGUUGCUCUUGCUGUGUGUUGGCGAAUGUGGUUGAAUGGAUUGCCCUGCUCUGAUGCAGACACCUUCAAGCGCACAGGCUUCACAGGCGGCAUCAACUGGUACCGCAAUCUGGACCGCAACUGGGAGGCCAUGCCAGCAGAGCCACCCCUGCUGAAGCAGCCCGCCUUGUACAUUGGCGCAGAGGACGAUGUCGUGCUUCCCCCCACGAUGGCGGAUGGGCUGGAAGAGAUGGUGCCGAACCUGGAGAAGCACGUGAUCAAGGGGUGUGGCCAUUUCACUCAGCAGGAGAAGCCAGAGGAGCUGAACGCUCUGCUGGUGGAUUGGAUGAUACGCAGGUUUGGUUCGGAGACCAAAGCCUGA